AUGAAAAAUUCUCCAAAUCCAAUUUAAAUUCCUUAAUAAAUGUUAAUAGAAGUGCACUAAAAGAUUAAAAGACUCAAUUUAAUAUUUGUAGAAAAUACUGAUUUAGAAUUAUAAAUAAAUUAUAUGUCACCUAUAUAUUCUAUUUUAAGAAAGUAAGUUAUUUAAAAAAUCUUAGAAUAAACGAGAGAAGUAAAUUUGAAAUGUUAAAAUAAGUAUCAAAAAAGAAAUAGCUUAGAAGAAAGACUCAAGAUGAAAUAAUUAAUCGAAUAAAUUAAAAACAAAACAAAAAAUGAUCCAAGUGAAUUCUUAGCACAAAAAUGUCACAAUUUAUUUUUAUCUUCAAAAUAAAAAGUGGAAGAAGCAAAAGAAAAAAAAGAAAUAAAUGAAACGAAAAAAAUCAAAAUAAGACGUACAUCUUGA
This is a messenger RNA of Paramecium pentaurelia, 420 nucleotides long. Lineage: Eukaryota; Ciliophora; Oligohymenophorea; Peniculida; Parameciidae. The record is from the annotation of a GenBank genome assembly.